Molecule: messenger RNA, 1065 nt
Organism: Penicillium soppii
Lineage: Eukaryota; Fungi; Ascomycota; Eurotiomycetes; Eurotiales; Aspergillaceae
Product: zinc-dependent alcohol dehydrogenase family protein
Exons: 2
Coding region: 1-1065 (354 amino acids)
Molecular function (GO): oxidoreductase activity
Source: RefSeq, a predicted model, not a curated record
AUGGCCAGACGAUGGGUCUUGACCGGCCAAGAAGGCUUUGAAACCUCUCUUGAGUACCAGAAAGACCUGAUCAUACCAUCCUCCCAGGAACUGGGUCCUCAUGAGGUCCUUGUUAGAAUGCAUGCUGCGAGUUUGAACUAUCGCGAGCUAGUCAUCGCAGGACCAAUAGGUGUAAAUGGACCAAUCACGCCACCUAUUGUCCCGGGCUGUGACGGCGCCGGCAUUGUCGAAGAAGUUGGAUCCUCAGUUCGUGAAUUUCGUUCUGGGGAUCGAGUCGUCACGCACGUCUCGCCCAAACUCGUGGAAUCUCGUGGCGACGAUGCACUUGCUGGGUUUGCCGAUGUCCCACCUUGCCUCGGCCAAGGAUCUGACGGCACACUUCGGUCCCAUGGUGUUUACUCGGAAGCGGGUCUUGUCCAUGCACCAACGUCCCUAGAUUUGCUUCAUGCAGCGACUUUAACCUGUACAUGGACCACUGCAUGGAACUCUCUGUUCGGCUUGAAGGGCAGAGAAGCUGGACCUUGUUCAUGGGUACUUGUCCAAGGUACGGGCGGGGUCAGUACUGCUUCUCUGCAGCUCGCUGUCGCAGCUGGUGCUACAGUUAUAGCUACCACAUCGAGUGAGGAGAAAGCGAGUCGCCUCAAAGCUCUGGGUGCGACUCAUGUUAUCAAUUAUCGGACCAACUCGGAGUGGGGUGAGGAGGCUCGCCUUUUGACUCCAGGUGGAAGAGGUUUUGAUUUCGUCAUUGAUGUUGGUGGCAAUGAAACUCUCCCGCAGUCUUUGGCGGCUGUGCGGGUGGAUGGAAUCAUUCUGGUUGUUGGUGGAGUUGGUGAGACCACGGAGGCGGUGCCAAUGUCUGCGGCUUUGUUGCAUAGCUGUAUUAUUCGUGGGAUUCUUGCAGCUAGUCGCAACCAAUUUCGAGAGUUGGUUCGCUUCAUUGACGAGAAGGGCAUUUUGCCUGCGGUAGAUGAUGUGGUUUUUGAGCUUGCUGCUGCGAAGAGUGCGUACAGGCGCCUCAAGGAAAAGAAACACUUUUCCAAAGUUUUGAUUCGGAUUGAUCAUUAG